This is a messenger RNA of Aphanomyces astaci, 318 nucleotides long. RefSeq lists its product as hypothetical. The transcript is spliced from 2 exons. Lineage: Eukaryota; Oomycota; Saprolegniomycetes; Saprolegniales; Verrucalvaceae. The record is from RefSeq and is a predicted model, not a curated record. Bases 1 to 318 code for a protein of 105 amino acids.
AUGUCUACCCCCACGCUCGACGCUUGCGCGUCCAUCGCGGUGACCGGUGUCGUGCUAUUUUCCUACACACCCACCCCAACGUGGCCAAUGUCUAUCAACAGAGGCACCUCCAUCCCCAUGUCCGUGUCCAUGGUGGGGGACACAGACCUCGCUUCGUCGCACCUCGAGUGUCCUUACGCACCUACGUUCAUACAAGGCAUGCAUGCAAUUAAAUGGCUUCGCGGUAUUGGCCUGCCCCCUCAACCAACGUCCGUGCAACGCUUGGUGGUGGUGACUUCGGCCCAUCAAGCUUCCCGCCCGACCCUUACGACAGACUAG